This is a messenger RNA of Nicotiana attenuata, 969 nucleotides long. Its product is annotated as rhodanese-like domain-containing protein 9, chloroplastic. Bases 73 to 780 code for a protein of 235 amino acids. The transcript is spliced from 6 exons. The record is from RefSeq and is a predicted model, not a curated record. Gene Ontology annotation, cellular component: chloroplast. NCBI's taxonomy places the organism in Eukaryota, Viridiplantae, Streptophyta, Magnoliopsida, Solanales, Solanaceae.
UCUGUAAGAAGUCCAAGUGAUUGGAGAAAAAAAAAAAAAAUUAUUAUACAACACAUUUGAAACCCUGUGGGGAUGGCAGGGAUUAGUUGCUAUUCUCCUUCAUUACUCUCUUCCCGGAGCAACUUGGGAUCAUCUUUGUUGGUUGUCAAAUAUCGAGGAGGGAUUGUGACAGGGAAACCUCUUAGGAGGAGUGCUUUCGAGAUUAAAGCAGAAGUUGAGUUUGUGAAUGCUGAUGAGGCGAAGAAACUUGUAGCUGUCGAGGGAUAUGCAGUUCUAGAUGUGCGCGACAAAACUCAAUUCGAGAGAGCUCAUAUCAAAAACUGUUAUCAUGUACCACUCUUUAUUGAGAACACAGAUAAUGACUUAGGUACUAUAGUCAAGAGACAGCUGCACAACAAUUUUUCUGGUUUAUUUUAUGGAUUGCCAUUUACUAAGCCCAAUCCUGAGUUUGUGCAAUCUGUUAAAAGCCAAUUUUCUCCCGAAAGCAAGCUGCUACUUGUCUGUCAAGAGGGUCUUAGGUCUGCAGCUGCAGCCCAGAGAUUAGACGAAGCAGGUUAUGACAACAUCGCAUGCAUAACAUCAGGCCUUCAAACUGUAAAACCUGGAACAUUUGAUUCUGUUGGUUCCAAAGAACUGCAAGAUGCUGGCAAAGCCGGUUUGGUUACCAUACAGGGCAAGAUUUCAGCUGUUCUAGGAACUGUGCUUAUCUGUGCAUUGCUAUUUAUAACUCUUUUCCCCGAUCAAGCAGAACAGAUUCUUGCAUUGGUUCCUUCAAGCUAAUACUUAAACAACUCCAACUUUCUUUUUUUUGGUGUUGAUGGAAUUUGGAUUUUCAAGAAAAGUAGAGUGUGCUCAUUUGUGUAGAGAAAACUAGUUGAUAUUGAAAUACCAGUAGUCAUCGAGCUUUUGUACAUUUCUCAUUUGACAAAUAUCUGAUUGGUAAACGGCAAACUGCUUUUUCUUAUUUAA